GACUAAAGGGCUUCUCUUGUUUGAUAGAUUAGGUAGUUGUGUUAUUAGAAUUCCAACACGUAGCAAGUUUGCAUCAACUGAAACUGCUGGUGCUACAACAUACUGUACUUGUUACUGGAAGAGGUGCAAGCAUGUGAAUGUGGAUGCACUCGAAGUAGAAGGAGGAGGAUGGAGUGGUCCAUCAAGUGAUAAUUCACUGAAAGCAAAUGCAAAAUUAAAACGCAGUGACCCAGUCAUUAAUUGUAGCAGCACACACUUGAAUAUGAAUGGUCAAAGAACUCUACUGUAG
Molecule: messenger RNA, 289 nt
Organism: Sphenostylis stenocarpa
Lineage: Eukaryota; Viridiplantae; Streptophyta; Magnoliopsida; Fabales; Fabaceae
Source: the annotation of a GenBank genome assembly